Messenger RNA from Penicillium psychrosexuale, 933 nucleotides. RefSeq names its product putative mitochondrial carrier protein (Pet8). The record is from RefSeq and is a predicted model, not a curated record. NCBI's taxonomy places the organism in Eukaryota, Fungi, Ascomycota, Eurotiomycetes, Eurotiales, Aspergillaceae. Gene Ontology annotation, molecular function: S-adenosyl-L-methionine transmembrane transporter activity. The coding region runs from base 1 to 933 and encodes 310 amino acids. The transcript has 2 exons. Gene Ontology annotation, cellular component: mitochondrial inner membrane.
AUGUCCACAUUCAAUGGCUUAGAAAUAACAACAGCCUCAAUAGUCGCCGCACUAGCGAGCGAAGGAGCCAUCCACCCAAUAGACACAGUAAUAACACGCAUGCAAUCCCCGAUGUACAGCAGCGUCUACAAGCACCUAAACGGCACACUUAGCCGCGCCCUCUUCAGCGGGCUAUACCAAGGCUUCGGACCAACCUUCUUUGCAGGAACACUCUCAUCAGCUGCUUUUUUCACCGCAUACGAAGCCUCAAAGACGGCGUUUAGCAAUGCACAGGCCGCCGGAUACGUGCUCGGCGUCCCGCGGCCGCUGAUCCACGUUGUUAGCAGUGCUGUUGCCGAACUACUCGCUUGCGCUAUCCAGAACCCGGCUGAAGUGUUGAAGCAGAAUGCUCAGGUUUUUCAGCGCCCAGUUAAUGCGGACAGGGGUCCGUCCCCGACGAUGGAGAUGUUGCGGCGGUUUCAGAAAUAUCCGGCUGGGUUGUGGGCCGGGUAUAGUACAUUAGUGGCGAGUCAAUUGCCGGGUAUGUGUGUUACGUUCUGUUUGUAUGAGAUGUUUAAGGAGGAUUUGCUUGAGCGGUGGAGGACGGGGAAAGAUGAUAUUAGACAGCAGCUGGAGGCGACUGUCUUGGGUGCUGGUGCUGCUGGGGGUUGUGCGUCUUGGUUGUUUGUUCCUAUUAAUGUGGUCAGGACGAGGAUGAGGCUGGCGGUUGGUGAUCAGAUAGGCAGCACCCGGUCGGGUCUCAAGGGAAACCCUAGCUUGCCAUCCCGUGUCGGGGCAUUUGCGAUUGCUCGGGAUGUGCUACGGAAGGAGGGUGUAGCUGGGUUAUUUCGGGGAUCUGCUUUGACCUGCGUGGCAGCGAUUGUGGGGAGUGGACUCUAUAUUGGGUGUUAUGAGGGGACGAAGAUAUACUUGUGCAAUUAUCAAGUCUCAUAG